Messenger RNA from Acaromyces ingoldii, 843 nucleotides. Its product is annotated as riboflavin kinase. The annotation marks the transcript as partial. The transcript has 4 exons. Lineage: Eukaryota; Fungi; Basidiomycota; Exobasidiomycetes; Exobasidiales; Cryptobasidiaceae. Gene Ontology annotation, biological process: riboflavin biosynthetic process; FMN biosynthetic process. Gene Ontology annotation, cellular component: mitochondrion. Gene Ontology annotation, molecular function: riboflavin kinase activity. The record is from RefSeq and is a predicted model, not a curated record.
CGACCUCUGAUCUGCGGAAGCUACGCUCCGGAAAGACCAUACCCCAUCUACCUUAGAGGGAUUGUCGAGAAGGGCUUUGGCAGAGGAGGAAAGGAGCUGGGCUGUCCUACCGCAAACCUGCCAUCCAAGGUCGUUGGACCACAGAGCCCCCUGACCCGGACAGGCAUUUACUUUGGGUUUGCAAGAGUUUUACCGCAAGAUCCGGACGACCCGGAUCUGGUCGACGAGGGCGACGCAGAGGCCUCGGCCGAUGGACAAGCUAUCAACUUCACCGAAGAGGAAGACUUCGACAUUGAUGACGAUGGGGACGAAGUCGUCCUGGGUGCCAGCCCCGUAGCCGAUGCUUUUGGAGACCAAAAGGACUGGACAGAAGGUCGGCCUCUGACGAAGCCGCGACAAAUGAGCAAGAGCAGCAUGAAAACGGCGUUGCAGGAGCAGAACAGGGCGGAGCAGCAGCAGCAGCAGCAGCAGUCAAAGGAAGAACGGCGUCCAAGGAAUCAUUCGAGCAACUCGAGCUCCAGCUCGCUUCUACGACGAGGCAAAAAGAAGCCGCGGAUCCCUAUCGCACCCGAAGACACAAGGGUGUUUCCCAUGGUCAUGAGCGUGGGGUGGAACCCGUACUACCAGAACACGUCCAAGACGGCAGAAGUCCACAUCAUGCACCAGUUUCCGAGGGAUUUCUACGGCUUGGAGACCCGAGUCGUCGUCCUAGGUUACAUCAGACCAGAGUACAAUUAUGUCUCUGUCGAGUCGCUCAAGGACGACAUCGAGACGGACAAGAGGGUCGCCAUCAACUCCCUUGCUAGGCCUCACUACCAGGACUACGGCACAGACCCUUUCCUU